AUGAAGAUCCGUCAAGUCCCACCUGACGGAACAACCCCGUCCCGCGCACUUCAGGCGACUUACCACCCAAGAACUCGAACGGAUGAAUCGUCGCCUCGACGAGGUCGAUUCGAAAGUUCAUCGCGCCACCAGCUCAGCUCCGGAAUUGACGAAAGCACUCGCCGAUACCCGAAGAAGCCCGCUCACCCGCAGGCUCCGCCAGAUGAACUACACGAAAGAGUUCGACUCAAAAUCGACUCUUACACCGGCGAAGAAGACCCCAAGAAGUGGCUAACCGCGUUCAACCUCGCCAUGAGGAGGGAGAAAUACAAAUCUUACGAUGAAAGGGAGGCCAACUACUGUCAAGUAUUCGUCGAGCACAUGGCGAAAGAUGCCUUGACCUGGCGAACCAUUGCGCAGCUUUAUGGAAAGUUCAAACAAGCAGCCCGUGACACUGGCGACAUGCCCGAUAGCGUCCCGCUGGAAGCACUCCGCAACGGCCUCUGGUACGACUCCAAGUUUAAGGAGGAUUUGUCACUAAAACCCCCUGCGACUCUGGAGGACGCGUUCCACCGCUCUCGGAACUACAUCUUCCUCGAGGAAGACCAACGCUUCUACGAGAAGCAUGGAGAUAGGAGGGCAACCUCGUCAAAACCCAGAGAAGAACCCAUGGAGGCACGAAGAAGACACGAUCCGAAGAGGUCUCUCCUCGCAGCGUUCGCAGCAGCCGACGAUGAGUCCGAGCAAGAGCACGCAGCGGCGUUUCGAUGCCACAGGACAUCAACCUCGCUCGGAGAUGACAACGACACCAAAGCUUUCUGCAAGUUCCACGGGCGAACUGGCCACGCCACUGAAAACUGCAAACACCUUAUGAGCAACCUUAUGCGCAUGUACCAUCGAGGAGAAAUCCCGCCAAUGGACGGCGAUAGGUCCCAAGGAAAAAGCUUCCCGCCGAGACCACCAAAAUCUGGGCAACAGGAGAAGCGCGGACGACAACCCCGUCCAAGGAAGGAUGCAGAAAAGCCGGAAGCCCGCCUGGGAAGAGGAAUCGUGACGACCACGACGACCUACCCCACCACCGAAGCGACAAGACGCAAGCGGAUUAGAUAUCCCCCACCUCGACCCCCUCGUGGUCACUUGCAGAUUCACGACUGCGAUGUCGCAAAGGUUCUAAUUGACACUGGGAGCACGGUGAACCUCAUCUUCCUAGAGACACUGGAUCGCAUGGGAGUGGAACAGGAAUCCAUCAAACCCGCAUCCCGUCCCCUCACCGGCUUCACCGCCGAAUACACCUAUAGUUGCGAACAGUUCGGCUCCCCGUUUAUGUCGGCGGAAUUUCGAAGCUCUUGA
Molecule: messenger RNA, 1329 nt
Organism: Microthlaspi erraticum
Lineage: Eukaryota; Viridiplantae; Streptophyta; Magnoliopsida; Brassicales; Brassicaceae
Source: the annotation of a GenBank genome assembly